This is a messenger RNA of Brienomyrus brachyistius, 1889 nucleotides long. RefSeq names its product coagulation factor IIIa (gene f3a). The transcript has 6 exons. Gene Ontology annotation, molecular function: protein binding. Lineage: Eukaryota; Metazoa; Chordata; Actinopteri; Osteoglossiformes; Mormyridae. The record is from RefSeq and is a predicted model, not a curated record. Gene Ontology annotation, cellular component: membrane. Bases 110 to 1012 code for a protein of 300 amino acids. Gene Ontology annotation, biological process: blood coagulation.
CCCAGGCCACUCAUUGUACGUUUCGCCAGUAGGUGAUAUAAGCCCAUGAAGUAAUCAGCAUUUCGCACUUUCGUCUGCGGCAGCAAGUACACCUGACGUAAAGGCUGGGAUGUAUUCUAAAAAUUGUCUAUCGGACAUAUGGAUCAUGACGGAUAUCAGGAUUUCCUUUAAAUUACUGUGCGUUUUGUUCCUUCUCUUUGGCAAGAAUGCAGGCAUGAACACUUACCCCAAGGCGGAGGGUGUUACCUGGACUUCUUCUGAUUUUAAGACAAUAUUAAAAUGGGGUCCUGAACCAGUCAACUACACCUAUACUGUUGAAGUUUAUCGCCAGGGCAAAGAUGGAGAGAAGAAUGAACACUGUAUCCGGACUGAGAAGACAGACUGCGAUUUGACCAGCAUGCUGGUUGACCUGAAUGCCACAUACAUUGCUGAUAUUCUGUCUGAGCCCCUGCCGGGCACGCCUAGCGAUGCAGUGGAGCCCCCGUACACCAAAUCUCCUCCAUUCUGCCCCUACUAUGACACCGAAAUCGGAGCUCCUCACUUCAGGAUUAAUGUGACCCAAGACAAAAGCAAAAUUACACUUCAUAUUGAAGACCCUGUCACUGCCAUCUACAGUGGGAGGAGGCUGCUUAACAUACGGGACAUAUUCAAGAAUGAUCUGCAGUAUAAAGUCUUCUAUAGGAAAGCACAAAGCACUGGAAAGAGGGAGAAAACUACAAGCAGUAGCAAGGUGGUGCUGGAUGUGGACAGGGGUGUGAGCUACUGCUUCAAUGUGCAGGCGUAUGUACCAUCCCGCCUCGGGACUAAGCAGGAUGGGAAGUUAAGCAGCAUGCGGUGCUCGCCGGACAGAGACAAAUCUAUAUUCGAAGAAUACAGCAUUGGUGUGAUCGCGGGAGGCAUCGUGCUGGUCAUUGUGCUGAUAGGGACCAUCACUCUGACUGUGGUAUACUGCAGACGCAGAAAGAGAGGCAGGGAUGCAGGAAAAGAAGCAGUACCUCUGAAGAAGGUGUGAGAGGCAAAGCCUUCCACCCGUGUCAUGGGGACAUGGUACGACUGAGUCGGAUCCACAAACCCUUCUACAUUCCUUUGCCAAACACUGGAAUUCUUUGUUUUGUUUCUGAGAAACUUUGGCAGCCCGCUAAUGAAAUAACAUGAAACGUCUAGACAUGCUUCUCAAAAAAAAUACAUGUAAUCGUUUUUAGCUGGUGAAUGGUAUUUUUAAGUAGGACGCAUAGACACUGAGAAAUUCCUUACUGAAGCACUGCCUUUUUUUUUUUUUUUACUAUUUAUUUUUUCUAAUUUGUGGCAGCCUUAGUGCCUUGAAAUGGGGUAUUCGUAUAAUGUAUUUUGAGAAAUAGUUUACAAGCUGCCCUUAAUUUAUUCAUUAUAUGUUAACAGAUGUGUUUGUAUAUUAUGCUGUUUUACUGGAUGUGUAGUAUUUAAAGGUUUUGGGUUACAUUUUAAUUGAAGUUAAAUAAUAGUUAUUGAUAUUUGAAUCCGGGGUUUAAAUGGUGGUUUAAAAUGUAGAUGUCCAUGUUACGCCAGGUACUAAUUUGCGAUAUAGGAUACAAUUUAAGGGCAAAAACAGGUAUGUUGUUUUGACAGGGUUUGGUAUGUGACUAGUGUGCUUGUCAGGAAAACUGUACUAUAUUCUGGAACCAUCUUAAGUUAGACUAACCUUUGUACGCUCCUUAUGUGCUGCAGUUAUUUUUUAUCGCAAAUAUCUUUAAGUGAACUCCCCCUACAUUUUUUACAAAGAUGUUGUCUGGCAUAUUUUAAUGCUUUGAUGUUUAUUGAAAAGCCUUCUAGAAUUAUAUAAUAUAGCAGACUUCCAUGAGAUAAUGUGUACUGAUAAAAUAAUAACAUAUAUUUUUAUUUUAUUAUACAAA